CAGGGGCAGUUGGAUACAAGCAGUACUGAUAACAAUGAACAAUAAUAUAUUACCCCAAAAAAAAAAAAAGAAAAAAAGGAAAAAAAAGAAACAAUGACAGAGAGGUAUCUUUCUUCGAAGGACAGAGUAUUUAAAGCACAGAAUAUGGCACUUAAUUUCAUUAGAAGGUGAAGGUAAAUGUAAACUAUCUGGCACCUUGUUCCUUAUCCUGCCUCAAAUGAAUAACUCACAAAGAAUAGAUAAUCUGAUUAAAAGAAGAGGUAUUCCGGUUUCCCAUCCAUGUUCUUAACAGUGAACUUAUGAGCACAACUAUGUCACCAAGUCUCACUAACUAUUUACAGAUACACCAAAAAGCAGGAAGAUAUUACACCCCAAUAUCAAUUCAAAAUGUGCAACUCUGAUUCUUAAACCCAUAUUUGCAAGAGGUAACAAAUAAUAUAUUACUGUUCUCAAAUCCUAACAACAACUACAAGCAAAAAAGCAUACCUUAACCCCUUCAUGGCUAUUUCUGUUCCCCAUGACAACCAUUCUUAGUUACUCUCUUGCAAUGCUCCUCCAUGUUUAAAAGCUAAACUAUUAGAAUUCCACUCCUCAAGUAAUAGUUAGGAUUCAUCUUUAUACAGUGAUAAAGUCUACUACUCUUCUAAUGAUCCACAUAGACCCAAGGCCACAGCUUUCCUCUAGUCUAAUCACAACAUAAAUACUUCUCUAUAAACUAAUCUCAGUAAAAGUAUCUCAAGUCUUUAUAAUGUGUUACGGAUACAGCAUAAAUCCCAGCAUCCUCAUCAAACUACCGCUCAUUCUGGUGAUUAGUGAUAAGUGAGAUUUUUACCACUUAUUUAGCCCAUAAUGCUUUAUUAAUGGCUUAAAAACUCAAGCUUUAUUUUAUUUCUAAUGCUUUUUGUUGAGAAUCUUGAAGGAAAGCUCUAGAUUGGAGAUAAUGGCAUAUUAUUUAGAACAUGACAAGUUUGGAGCAAUUUUGGCAAAAGAUGGAAAGGCUCCAUGCCAAAAUAGCGUGUACCCUGCUCCACCCUAUGGUCCAUGCCAAAAUGGAGUGAACCCAUGCUCCACUCCUUCCUCCAUGCCAAGCUCCCCGCUAGAAGGCCUCCUUCCAAGCCAAAACCAGCCCUUUCCACGCCAAACUAGCCUCCACGCCAUGGUCACACUAAGGUUCAAGCCAACCAGCAACCUUUCUUCACAGAGAGACUGGCGUGGAGCCAUGCCAAAAUGGUGUGUACCCUUAAGCUAUGCGCCAUAUUUUUUUUUUUACAUUUUUAGCAUUUUUUUGGAGGAUAAAAAUUGGAUGAUGAGAUGUCAAAAGGGGAAGGAUUUUUGAUAAAAAAAACAAGGGUGGAUCUUCAAUCUUGGCUAGGGUUUAAUAAAAGGAGGAGCCACCAUUUUGGGAGGAGGUGAAAAAGGGAAGCACAUUUACCAAGGAAGAUUUUAGAGAGAGAAGAAGAAGAGCUAGAGAGAGAAAGCUUACAGUGAAGAGGAUUGAAGCCUUUCAAGACAUUGAAGCAUCAAGAUUCUUCAACCAAAUUAGCUGUAAAGAAACUCACCUUUGUCUUCUUCCUCCUCAUUAUCACCGGCUCCAUGGAUUUUGCAGUUUCACAGCCCUCUGCCAAUGGCUGCAGCCUUGAUUUGAACUACUCAUCAUCCAUAGUAGGUUCACAAUGUGAAGGGGGAAACUGGGGUGGGUUUUUACAAGGAAGCUGCUGUGGAGUAGCAUUUGGAGAGUACCUCUAUGCGUUAGGGCAGCGAGCAAAUCAAACAGGACUUGUAUACUUGAAUUACACCCAGCAGAGAGAUUGUUUAGAUUCAAUGAGCCCUUUGUUUGGUUGUGGGAUUGAGAAGCUAACGAGUGGUGCUGGUGGCUGUUCUGACUUCUCUGUUGCUGAUGUAAACCAUUUCUUGGGAGAUAAGUUGAAAAGUUUUAGUAAGAGCUGUGAACUUGUUAGUUCUGAGGGAAAACAGGAGCAAUUUUGCGGUUCCUGUGUGAAGAGUUGGGAAGGCAUAAGAGCCAUACAUUCCACAUCUUCCAAUGCAGAAUCUAUUGAGAAAGAUCUAUGUAGGUUUGCAGUGUUGGUGACAUUCACAAGUAGCAAGAUUGAGUAUAAAGCAUAUAUCCGUUCCCUCUAUAAAUGCCUCGGGGAAAAUAUUGACUCUUCAAGGAAUCAUACAGCAGCAGUAAGGAAGUUUAACACUAUUAGCAAAGAUACAUGGAUUCUAAUUGGAGGCCUGGUAGGGGUUCUAUCAAUGGUGUUGAUCGCUGCAUGCAUCUUAUCGAAAAGAUAUAUUAAAUCAACUCCCCUACCGACAGCUGCCUCGCCAGAAAAUAAAGUGUUUAAGGAUGUUUUUAUAAAGGACAAUGCUUGCCCUGUAGUUCCCAUCAAGGAAGUGUAUCAUGCAACAAACAAUCUCUGUGAAUCUAAUUUCAUUGGUGAAGGAACUGCAGGAAAGGUAUACAAAGGCAUACUGUCAAAUAAUCAAGCUGUAGCAAUUAAACACAUCAUUAAUGAUGGAAAUGUGGAAACAUUUGUCAGAGAAGUUACAAGCUUAUCGCACAUCAGACAUCCAAACCUUGUUGCUCUUCUCGGCUGCUGUGUUAAGGACGACGAGUGUUUCCUUAUCUAUGAACUUUGUCCAUAUGGAAGCCUCUCUGAGUGGCUUUUUGGAAAAGACAAGGUCCUAUCCUGGACUAAAAGGCUUGAGAUCGCAAUUGAUAGUGCUCGAAGUCUAUGGUUCCUCCACACAUAUCCAGAAGGAUGCAUUGUCCACCGCGAUUUUAAGCCAACAAAUAUUCUCCUAGGUGAAAAUUUUGAAGCUAAACUAUCAGACUUCGGAUUGUCUAAGGUUAUUGAACAGGGUGAAACCUAUGUCAGUUCAGAAGUAAGAGGAACUUUUGGUUAUGUUGACCCUGACUACCAAAACAACAACCGUGUAAAAUCAUCAGGAGAUGUCUACAGCUUCGGCAUAGUACUUCUGCAAAUCAUCUCAGGGAAGAAGGUCAUCAAUCUGAGUCAGAAGAAACCCAUGCCACUAAGUAAAAUGGCAAAAGUUCUCAUCAAAGGUGGAAACAUUACUGAAUUUGCUGAUCCUAAGCUAGAAGGGAAGUAUUCAGUCGAAGCUUUCGGUCUCACCCUUCACCUGGCUCUGUCAUGCACAGCGCUUAACCAACAACGACCAUCUAUGGAGCAAAUUGUUGAAAAAUUAGAAGAGGCACUUCAAAUAUCAACGAGGACAAAGUCCUAUACUCCUGAAACUACACCAGAAUAGCCUUCUACUUCACAAAAACAGAAGAUUUUAAAUUAUUUUAUGAACGUACAAAGUAAUGUGUUUUCAUAGAUUGUUAAUGGGUUUUCUAAUGUAACCAUUACCAUUUCAAUUUGGUUUAACGAAAAAAAUAGACAAUAAAACAGCAUAGGAUGUGGAUGUAUAUGCAUCUAGAUACUUAACAAGAAUGUUAGACAUUGAAAAGUAAGUUUCAAAUUAUUGUCACAUAAACUAUUAUGCUAUACCGACAAGUGAAUAAGUUUGAUGCUACCGUAUUUAGGUCA
Messenger RNA from Ziziphus jujuba (common jujube), 3557 nucleotides. RefSeq names its product probable serine/threonine-protein kinase PBL5. Gene Ontology annotation, biological process: protein phosphorylation. The record is from RefSeq and is a predicted model, not a curated record. The coding region runs from base 1594 to 3276 and encodes 560 amino acids. Gene Ontology annotation, molecular function: protein kinase activity; ATP binding. NCBI's taxonomy places the organism in Eukaryota, Viridiplantae, Streptophyta, Magnoliopsida, Rosales, Rhamnaceae. The transcript has 9 exons.